This is a messenger RNA of Fukomys damarensis (Damara mole-rat), 4605 nucleotides long. It is a transcript of the gene Arid5a, whose product is annotated as AT-rich interaction domain 5A. The transcript is spliced from 7 exons. The record is from RefSeq and is a predicted model, not a curated record. The coding region runs from base 92 to 1843 and encodes 583 amino acids. Gene Ontology annotation, cellular component: nucleus. Gene Ontology annotation, biological process: regulation of transcription by RNA polymerase II. Gene Ontology annotation, molecular function: transcription cis-regulatory region binding. NCBI's taxonomy places the organism in Eukaryota, Metazoa, Chordata, Mammalia, Rodentia, Bathyergidae.
AGCGCUAGGAGCCAGUUGCGCCAAGAGCGCGGAGCCCGGGAGUCUUGCGCGUGGAGGGUGCUCGGGCGGGAGACUCGGAACCUCGAGGGCCAUGGCAGCACCCCCUGUCAGAGGAAAAAGGAAGCAGUCAGAGGAAGGUGACCCCAUAGACUCCCCUGUGUCCCCCAGUCCUGAUGAUGAGCAGAGCAGAAGCCAGAGCCCGAUCCAGCUGGAGGACUCCCCUGAGGCAGGCGGGGAGCGGGAGGAGGAGCAGGCCUUCCUGGUCAGCCUCUACAAGUUCAUGAAGGAGCGGCACACACCCAUCGAGAGGGUGCCCCAUCUUGGAUUCAAGCAGAUUAACCUGUGGAAGAUCUACAAGGCUGUGGAGAAGCUGGGGGCUUAUGAGCUGGUGACUGGCCGCCGCCUCUGGAAGAACGUCUAUGACGAGCUAGGGGGAAGCCCGGGCAGCACGAGUGCGGCCACAUGCACGCGCCGCCACUAUGAGAGGCUGGUCCUCCCGUAUGUGCGGCACCUGAAGGGGGAAGAUGACAAGCCACUGCCCCCCUCCAAGCCCAGGAAGCAGUACAAGAUAGGCAAGGAGCCGAGGGGAGACGAAGGGGCCACUGAGCGGGUGAAGAAAACCAAGGAGGAGAGGCAGGUGGACCAGGUGACAUCAGGAAAGACCAAAAUGGAUACCACUGAACUGGCUCUACUUCCCAGCCAGGCACCCCCUAGGUGUAGCAUGGAGCAGCCAGGCCCAGCUCCUGGGUCCCCCUUGCCCUUCAUGGGUGCUGGUAUUUGUCCUGAGGCCUAUAAGCGGCUCCUGUCCACCUUCUAUGGCAAAGGGGCUCAUGGAGUCAUGUCGCCUCUGGCCAAAAAGAAGCUCCUAGCCCAGGUCAGCAAGGCUGAAGCUUUGCAGUGCCAGGAGGAGGGCUGUUGCCAUGGGGCAGGUGGCCCUGAUAGGGAGCUCCUGGAGAGCUCCCAGAGCCCAAGAGGGCUGACUGAGAACUCAGGGUGCCAGCCAGCCCCACUGGAGGGGUUGCAGGGCCCAGGAAACAGCAUGGUGGGGGAGACUCCGGGGGGUCCCUGUGCUGCAGCCCCCAUAUUCAUGGGCUCUUUUCACACCUGCCCCACUGAGGUGCUAAAACCUAUCAGCCAGCACCCCCGGGACUUCUUCUCUAACCUGAAAGACAGGGUACUGCUAGGGCCCCCUGGCAAAGGGGAGGGGCCCCUGGCAAAGGCCCAGCUGGUGUGGGGCGGGGAUGCCAGCCACCCCUCUGCAUUCCACAAAGGCACCUCCAGAAAGAGCAGCUUCUUCCCCAAGCCCAAAGCCUGCUGGGUACCCCCCAUGGCCAGAGUUCCUACUGAGAGCCCUGUGCUCCUGCCUGCUGUCCCCAACAGCCCAGGCCUCGGCAACAAGCGCAGCCUGGAUGAGGAGGGCUUUGCCCACGGUGGCAAGAAACUGCGGGCAGUGUCUCCUUUCCUGAAGGAGGUGGACAACAAAGAGUGCAGGGCCAAGCCCUCGGUGCCUGGCACAACUGUCUCCUGCCUGCUGGGCCCAGCCCCACCAGAGACCUACAGGGGCACCAUGCUACGCUGCCCACUCAGUUUUGCUGGCACCCCAGACCCACUAAAGAGCCAGGCCACACUGCCCUUCAGCCCCCUGGUCAUCCCGGCCUUCCCGGCCCACUUCCUGGCCACUGCCAGCCACUCACCCGUGACCACUGGCCUGGUGCACUUCCCCCCAGCAUCUUUCGACAGUGCCCUUCACCAUAGACUCGGUCCGGUGUCGCCCGCCUGGCAUGUGCCACCUGUCACAACCUACUCGGCACCGCCCUUCUUCCACUUGAACACCAAGCUGUAGGUCUGUGCCCACCACACCGUGUUGUGCUGUGGAGGGUUGAGGUGCCCAGAGAUGGACAGGCACUGCUAGGGGGCUUUCUGCCCAGGACCUGUGGGCCAGGCAGCCUGGCAUGAGCAAGGUGGCAGAGGGAAAACUGGGUUUGUCUCAAGGAAGCAGCCAAGCCCAGACGCUGGGGACCCAGGUGGGAUGAGGCCUUGGGAGAGGACGUGCAGGGUUUGCAGUGUUCAGCUGGUUCCCACACACACAAACCAGGAGUCAGGUGAGGGUCUGAGGAGCCCAUUGCAGCUCAGGGUGCCCUGUUGCCCACCAAAAUCCAGUAAAAAGACACGGCCAGUCCUUUGUGAGGGCAGGUGGGCAGGAUGAGAUUGUGGGGCCACCCAUGUGGGAGAUGAAGAGAUGCCAUCUGGUGGUCUGGAUGCCACCACCCCACAGAAGAGCGGCCCAAGCAAAGCCCAGCUUCUACACUCGUCCCUUAGACCUCCUGUCAGAUCUGGUAUCUUCAACCCACUUUCCUAGAGCUUACAGCCCUCCUGCAAAACCCCGGAUGGUGGCAACACUCAGCUGACCCCAGGACUCCUGGGCCCCAGGACAGACAUGCCCUGCAUCUGCUUACCAGUUCUGGAGAGGGAAGUCACUUGCUUUGAAUUCUCGCCCUGUUGCCCAGGCUGGUCUCAAAAUUCCUGGGCUCAGUGAUCCUCCUGCCUCAGCUUUCGAAACAGCUGGGACCUGAGGGUAUAAACAUGAAGCCAGCCUGUCACAGUCAUGCACAGAGACCCAUGGGCCCUGCUGAUGAAUUUGGUGGCCAUCUCCACUUCCUGCCCUACAUGGACAGCAACUGAAGCCACUGAGACUACUGGGGUCCUGGAGUGGUAAGGGAGAGGAGAGGCGGGGUGCUGCCUGGGCAUCUGUUUUGGCAGUAAGCACCCGUGAGCUUCAGGUGCUUGCCUCAGGGAAUUGGCAUUUGCUCAGGAAAGCAUCACACUGGGUCCCAGAAAGGCAGUGCCCCCUAACCCAGGGGAUGCCAGGGUGACCCAAGAGCCAGGUCAGCAGAUGGCCUUGGACCUGUGUCCUAGACCCUGCUCUGUCCUCAGACCUGGCUACAGGGAUGCUCUGAUCACAAACCACAUACACCCUUAGUCACAGUGGGAGGCUGAAGCCAGGGCCAGGGUCACUAAGGUUGACAACCCAGGUCAGGGCACACACAGCAAGCUGCUGCUAGGGUUGGGUGGCCAGGAAGACAGCUGCCUGUGGUGCCACUGAAGGAAGUCCAGCAGCAGGGAGGUAGCUGCUGCCAUGUGAGCAUGGACAGGCUCUGCAGGGGCCUCUCACUUUCCUGCAUCAUUGCUGGGGGACCUCGGGAUCCAGCCUGAGCAUCUGCAUGACCAGCCCUGAGCUCCCAACCCUGCAUGCACCACAUGCCGCCCCCACUUUUGGUACCUGGGAUCGAACUCAGGACCUUGUGCUUGUGAGGCAGGUGGUAGCACCACUGGGUAAAUCCUUGGCAUUUUUCUUCAAGCCUGCAGAUGCUGGUGGUGACAGAGAAGGGAGAGACUGUGCUCUGACCAUGCUUCAGGCCAACACCCUAGGUGUUGGGCUGCAGUUCAUGGGGGUAGCAUCCCCUGAAUAAGGAGCAGGUGAGGGCUGCCUGUUGGGUGUCCUGGCUGAGAUGAGGCAGGGUCCCAGUGUCCUCUUCAUCUGCAAAGCAAUGCCAGUCUCGGCCUCACCCUCAAGGUGGAGGGUCCAGCGCCGGGACAGGGGCGCCCUCUGGAGACAGGUCUGGGGAAUGCAUUUGUCAGCCUCUUCCUUUCGAACUGUGGAUACCUGGGUGGAAGGGGCCCGGGUGUAGGCGUUGAAGACCGGACAGCUGGGCGUAAGCCGGGCUUCCUGGGAAAGCUCGGAGGCCCUGAGUUCCAGUAUGCUGGCCUUACAUGGUCCUGGCUCAUGCACUUUCCAUGAUCCCCUGGGGGAGGGACUGUCCCAUUUACAAAUGAGGACACAUCCCAGAGGGAUGAGGCCCUCUGGAUGCCUGGCUGUGCCACCUUACCACAUUCCUUUGCUGCAUUCCUGAUAGGCUGCCCUGGGGACCCACAGUCCAGCAGGGUCAACAGGGCCCAUUUGUGGAGUGUAAGAUAUAUUUCAGGGCCAUUUUCAGGAGCCCUUCCAAAAUGCCAGUGGUAUUCGAGCUGCAGAUAGAGUCAGGGACCAGACCAGAAUCCACAGCAGAAGAGCGCUGACUGCUCCCCAUGGUCACGACCCCUUUCCCUGGUAAUAGCAUAAGUGUGGGUAGGGACAGGUGUGAGACCAGGCAUCGGGCAGACACUCAAGGCCUCUAACCUCUUGGUGCAGGCACUGCGGGUGAGGUGGGGGAGAAGCUGAUCACUGAAUCAGUGUCCUGGGGACAACUUGGACCAGGAGCAGGGAAUGCAGUUUUUGUUUGUUUUUGGGGUUAAAAUAUGCUUGCCAUUGUCACUAUUGUAAGUGUACAGUUCUGUGGCAUUAAAUGUACACGCACUGUGUCAGCCUCACCACUUCUUUUUUCCAGGUGCGUAGUUUUAAAUGGGUGAGAGAUCAUGUGACCUUUGGUGGGUGGUGUUGCACAACAGCUAGAGGUGACUGAGGGAGCUUCAUGGGCACUGGAGGAGAAGCAGAGGCACCCAGUCCCCAUGGUGGUAGCAGGAAGGUGGGCCCAGGACCUGGGGGCAUGGAGGUUGGAGCAGUGAUUGUGCCUGUGUGCAUGUGCGUGGCUUUUCCUCAGUGUAAGG